AAUAACCGAAUCUAGCCGAGAGUGUUUGAAAAAAUUAUUUCAUAAAUUCGCGCCUCAAAAGACAAACGAACUCCAGAUACAAAUGAGACGUGUUCGUGCAGUCAAGUUUUGUGCGGAGAUCGGAAGCGUUAUCGGUCAGCAAUAAGUGGAACCUUUUUUCCCCCGAAAUUAAUUGUGCUUAUAACUGUAGUUCGUAAUUGUGCAGUGGAAAAGAGUGCAGAGUGAAAGAGCCACAAAGUCAAAACAUAACAACAAUAAUUACGAAUAUCGCUGGUUGAAAAGUGCUGAAUAUGUUAUAUGUAGACCGUUAAUUGGGACGCUGAACUCUUUGAAUUCAACUGGAAACUAAUUACUCGGCAGUAAUUGUAUUUAGUUUUUUUGUUUUUCUGUCAAAUCACAAGAAUAACAAACAAGCGACAAAGAGGCAAACGCAGACGUGCGACACAUUUUAAACACAACUGUCGACAAUAUCAGAAUAUAUAUAUAUAUUCACAAUAUACUUUCAUAUUACUUGCGAGUGUCGAGCAGUCAACAGCGGCCAAAAUGGUAUCGAGCAGAGUCUUCAAUAAGUUUAUAAUCUCAGCAGUUCUGCUGCUCGCAGGAUGUUGCCUGGUCCUUUCAUACCCGUCAAGCACAGAAGAUGAUGAGCUGAUGAUGAAGGACGAUUACGACUACGGUUCCGAUGAUCAGAGCAGUCCCAGCCAACAGAACAAGCCCACAAGUGUGGCCAAGCCAGCCUCGCCACUGUCCAACAGAACUACGACCAAGACAGGACUUAUCGGCGAGGAUGUUGUCCUCAAGUGCGAUGAAUCAAUUACAAAGAGUAAUGUCAUACUGUGGUACAAGGACUCCAAACUCAUCACAAGUGGCAACAGUGUGGUGCUGCCCGAUUUCAGUCUAAAUCCGAGCAACUAUGACCUAACAAUACUGAGGGCGAGUCCCCAAAAUGCUGGUGACUACUACUGCCAGAUUAUGCCCGAAAAGGUAUUAAUACACACAAAGGUUAUACUGGGUGAUCAUUCAAUGGAUGUCAUUACGCCGGAGAGCUCCACGUCCGGUCAGAGUAGUUUUCAUGGGAUUGCGUUCAUCUGGCUCCUGUUUGUGGGUUCUGCACCAUUAGUUUUUAAUUAGUAUUAAGCUGAAAUUUAUAUAAUGUCCCCUGGGUGUGCUUAGAUAAGUACGCUAAAAUUGCAUUUCUGUCUCCCACUUCUGUCUCCAAAAACAAA
Molecule: messenger RNA, 1226 nt
Organism: Drosophila grimshawi
Lineage: Eukaryota; Metazoa; Arthropoda; Insecta; Diptera; Drosophilidae
Gene: babos
Exons: 3
Coding region: 544-1131 (195 amino acids)
Source: RefSeq, a predicted model, not a curated record